This is a messenger RNA of Boleophthalmus pectinirostris (great blue-spotted mudskipper), 942 nucleotides long. It is a transcript of the gene hoxa9b, whose product is annotated as homeobox A9b. Gene Ontology annotation, cellular component: nucleus. Lineage: Eukaryota; Metazoa; Chordata; Actinopteri; Gobiiformes; Gobiidae. Gene Ontology annotation, molecular function: DNA-binding transcription factor activity, RNA polymerase II-specific; RNA polymerase II cis-regulatory region sequence-specific DNA binding. Gene Ontology annotation, biological process: regulation of transcription by RNA polymerase II; DNA-templated transcription; embryonic skeletal system morphogenesis. The record is from RefSeq and is a predicted model, not a curated record.
AUGUCGGCUCUCGGAACAGGAUUUUAUGUGGACGCACAGGAAGAUAUGGCACCAAGGUAUCCGUCAACCGCAUCAGGGGUGGAGCAGCCACUGGUGAGCGGAGAAUAUGGCGGAUCAGAGUCUUGUCUGUUACAAAGCACGUCUCUUUUUAACGGCACCUGGAAUCCGAGUGCACCCACAUAUAUUCACCAUGCGUACAGCACAAGUGGCGGCACUGGGGCAAUAGAUAGCGACGGAAUGUACCCUCGAUCCUGGACUCUUGAGCCUCUGCCCUCGUCCCUGUGUUUAACGGGAUUACCACCGACUGCCGCGCAUUACGAGAUCAAGCCUGAACCCCUCAUUGCGAGUGGCGAGUGUACAACACUGGAAUCACAUGCGCCACUGUUGUCUGACAUUGAGAACGCAGCGACGCUAACGGAGAUACCGUCGUGUGAAAGUGAGAGUCCACCAGCAGAUGAGAAGAAGGACGUGGACCCAAAUAACCCUUCAUCCAACUGGCUCCACGCAAAGCCCACCAGGAAAAAGCGUUGUCCUUACACAAAACACCAAAUUCUCGAACUGGAAAAGGAGUUUCUGUUUAACAUGUACCUGCCCCGGGACCGUAGAUAUGAAGUAGCCAGGCUGCUGAAUUUGACAGAAAGGCAGGUGAAAAUCUGGUUUCAGAACCGCAGGAUGAAGAUGAAGAAGGACAACAAAGAGCGGCGGAGAGACAGUUAAUGCUGCAGGACUGCUGUAAAGGAACAAAUGGUAAAGAGGUUUAAAUACUGACGAUGUUAGAUAUUCUUGUACAUUUUAAGCUAUAAAAGCCACACUGGAUAGUCUGUUAUGUGUCAGUAUUUGUGAGGCAGUGUCUCGUCUGAAUGUAAAUGUCUUUUUUGUGAUGCACACAAAAUCUUUUCUCAUUUGUCGUUUGCAUGACUCUAGACUACCUGAACUCUUGAA